AGGGCCAUUCCCCUGAAUGGCAUGUGCAAGAAAGAGGGAUUUUCAAUUAUUAAAAGUGUGGUGUUUUUUAAACACCGGGGGAAGGGAAGGGGGGGGGGGAGGAGGAGGAGAAAGAGCGGGACGCGAUAGAGCAGUCCACUGUCCACUCAUCAGGGCAGAAUAGUACUGAAGAGGAGAUCCUGUGCGGAGAGAGAGGAUGCGCGCGUGUGCUGGACACGGCGCGGAACAUUCUUUGCAUUUUUUUUCUUUUUUUUUGCUCACACACAAUCGGAGAUCAAUCAUACGACAGCAACAUCCAUGCACACGGUCGCGGCGGGGGAGACGCGCGCGCGUGCGCAUUUAAGAGUGAGAAGAGAACUUGGCGACGGCCUUGGCACCCUCAGAGACGGCGUGCUUGGAGAGCUCACCGGGGAGGAUGAGGCGGACGGCGGUCUGGAUCUCACGAGAAGAGAUGGUGGAGCGCUUGGUGAAGGCGGCCAGCUUGGAGGCCUCAUCGGCAAUGCGCUCGAAGAUGUCGUUGACGAAGGAGUUCAUGAUGGCCAUGGCAUCGGUACCGAUGCGGGUCUCGGGGUGGACCUGCUUCAGGACACGGUAGAUGUAGGAGGAGUAGGUCUCCUUGCGGCUGGUGCGGCGCUUGCGCUUGCCAUCGGCACCACGGGUGGCCUUGGAGGCGACCUUGGAGGGGGUCUUGCCGGCGGGCUUCUUGUCAGCGCCCUUGUGGUCGGCGGCGGGGACGGGGGCAGGGACGGAGGACAUGGUUGACUGGGGAAAAGGAGAGGGAACGAGAGCGGGGCUCAGGAUAGGGGAUCACGAUCUCAACAGGGGGGAGUGUGUGGCUACUUUUCCAACCGAGAAGGACACCGGCA
Molecule: messenger RNA, 866 nt
Organism: Fonticula alba
Lineage: Eukaryota; Rotosphaerida; Fonticulaceae
Exons: 1
Coding region: 298-762 (154 amino acids)
Source: RefSeq, a predicted model, not a curated record